Molecule: messenger RNA, 630 nt
Organism: Capsicum annuum
Lineage: Eukaryota; Viridiplantae; Streptophyta; Magnoliopsida; Solanales; Solanaceae
Product: 60S ribosomal protein L35
Exons: 4
Coding region: 140-511 (123 amino acids)
Biological process (GO): maturation of LSU-rRNA from tricistronic rRNA transcript (SSU-rRNA, 5.8S rRNA, LSU-rRNA); translation
Cellular component (GO): cytosolic large ribosomal subunit; ribosome
Molecular function (GO): structural constituent of ribosome; mRNA binding
Source: RefSeq, a predicted model, not a curated record
GGACAGUUAAUUGGGCCUUUAAAGUCCACUAGCCCAUAUUAUUUCAGCCCACAUCCGAAAUAUAGCAGACAGGCAAGUCUAGUACAUUGCCUUUCUUUAGGGUUCCUGAGUUUCAGCAUUGCCUGUAGACAAACACACCAUGGCAAGAAUCAAAGUUCACGAACUGAGACAAAAGUCCAAGACUGAGCUUUUAGCUCAGCUAAAGGACCUAAAAGCAGAACUUGCUCUUCUCCGUGUUGCUAAAGUCACUGGUGGUGCACCAAACAAGCUCUCAAAGAUAAAGGUAGUGAGGUUGUCAAUAGCUCAGGUGUUGACGGUUAUAUCGCAGAAGCAGAAGUCGGCACUGAGGGAAGCGUAUAAGAAUAAAAAGUAUUUGCCUCUUGAUCUUCGUCCUAAGAAAACUAGAGCUAUUCGUAAACGUCUUACUAAGCACCAGGCAUCUUUGAGGACAGAAAGAGAGAAGAAGAAAGAAAUGUACUUUCCACUUAGAAAGUAUGCCAUUAAAGUUUGAAUUCAUCCAACUUAGUUACUGUGGUAUUAGCACUUCCCAAGCAGAACAAUGGAUCUAUGUAAACUGAUUUGUUUUACUUCAUAAAACAGUGCGUUAUGAAGCCUAAACUUUGUUUAUUC